Messenger RNA from Micropterus dolomieu (smallmouth bass), 1846 nucleotides. Its product is annotated as alpha-N-acetylgalactosaminide alpha-2,6-sialyltransferase 1-like. The record is from RefSeq and is a predicted model, not a curated record. The transcript has 8 exons. Bases 17 to 1060 code for a protein of 347 amino acids. NCBI's taxonomy places the organism in Eukaryota, Metazoa, Chordata, Actinopteri, Centrarchiformes, Centrarchidae. Gene Ontology annotation, molecular function: sialyltransferase activity.
CUAUCAACAAUGGUGAAUGAAGCACCUGAUUUUCCCUGCUGUUUCUUCAGCUGUGUGGGGCCUUGAUCAAAUCAAUGGUUUCAGCCAGAUGAACAAGACAUGUGCCCAGUCUCUACGACACUCUAAAGAUGAGAGCUUCAAGAAGGCUUUCCUUCCCAACAUACGUUUGUUUCUGCACAACGACAGCAUCAACAUGAGCGAGUGGAACAGACUAUCACAUUUUAACAACCCUUUUGGUUUUAUGGGGUACCAGUACAACGAUGUGAUGUCAGUACUGAAGUUGAUCCCAAAGCCAAAAGAGCCAUUACUCCUUCCAAAGCCAGGAAGUGGCGGGUGUGUGAGAUGUGCUGUGGUGGCAACUGGUGGGAUCCUCAAUGGCUCUAAAAUGGGGAAAGAGAUCGAUGCUCACGAUUACGUUUUCCGGAUGAACGGUGCAGCCAUUAAAGGUUACGAGGAAGACGUAGGAAACAGAACAUCAGUGUACGUUCACACAGCCCACUCCAUCAUUGCGUCGCUGAUAUUUUUCGAGAACUAUGGAUACACAUCUGCCCCUCAUGAUGAGGGUAUAAAAUAUGUGCUGAUUCCUGAGGGGAUGAGGGAUUUCAACUGGCUCGAGGGGCUUUUCAAAAGAGAAAGGAUCUCUACUGGCCCGUAUACCAAUGAACGGCCAUGGACCUACUAUGGCAGGCAGUACAGUGAGAGCCGCUUCUAUGUUCUGCACCAGGAUUUCCUCAGAUAUGUGCGGAACAGGUUCUUAAAGUCUGAUUAUCUGUAUGAUUCAGACUGGGCGAUAGUCAGACCAACCAAUGGGGCAUUCACUCUCUUUCUGGCUCUGCACACCUGUGACACUGUGAACGCAUAUGGAUUCAUGACUGAGGACUACAAGAAAUAUUCCAACUACUAUGUUGAGAAGAAUGUUAAAACUGAUGUCAUUUUCUACGCCAACCACGACUACAUCCUGGAGAUGAAAUUGUGGAAACAAUUGCAUGACAGUAAAGUAAUGAGGCUAUAUCAAAGAACAGACUCAGAAACUGGGACAGAAAAGCUGAAGCAACACUGACACACUUUGUUCACCCUUCUUCAAAAAGAUGAGGAAACUCAAACCUUGCCUGACAAUGUGUGACUGACUGCAACACUGUUUAGAUUAGCUGUGAUAAAUAGGUGCAUUGAUCUGGUUAACCAGGUUUGUUUUUCAGUUCUGGUCAAACAGGAAAUGGAAAACAACAUACAAUGGUUAACAAAUUCAAUGAAAAACUGACAUAAAAUUUUUACUUAGGUGUUUUUCCACUUUAGUAAGACUUUCUAUUCUACCCUCAUUAAUAUAAAUGGGUUGGACAAAGUAUAUCUAACACCCCCUUUAACAGCACCACAACCUACAGCCUCCAAAGUGAAAGAAAGUUUAAUUCACACCACUAAUAAAAAAAUUUAAUAUUAUAACCUUCAUGAAGGUAGGAAUUAUAGAAGGCUAAUGUAUUGGUGUAUUGGUUGGUAUUAGUUCAUUGUAAUUGCAAAAAUUCAUAUAAAUGUACUGUUGUUUUUUAGCAUUGUUUUCCCAUGUCAUCCCAUUACAUCUCAGUGGUGGAAGAACUUCUAUUUUAUCUGAGUAUUUUGAUAUCAUGCCACACUUCCUAUUUCCACUUCUUAUUUGACAGCUACACAUUUUUGCACACCAAACAUGUAAAUGUUCAAGUAAUUGUUAACUAUUUUGAUAAUCAUGUAGUAAUUUUUCAUACAAUAAUGCCAAACAUUUCAUGGUUCCAGUGUCUCAGAUGUGAGGACUUGCUGCUUAAAGAAAGUAAACUUCUGUACUUUGACUUAAAUAAAAUUAAAAAAAACAGGACUUUUA